Molecule: messenger RNA, 756 nt
Organism: Metarhizium robertsii ARSEF 23
Lineage: Eukaryota; Fungi; Ascomycota; Sordariomycetes; Hypocreales; Clavicipitaceae
Product: GPI biosynthesis protein family Pig-F
Exons: 2
Coding region: 1-756 (251 amino acids)
Biological process (GO): GPI anchor biosynthetic process
Cellular component (GO): endoplasmic reticulum membrane
Source: RefSeq, a predicted model, not a curated record
AUGUCGUCGACAUUAGUCACAGGAUCAUCAAGUCAGUUGACCGACACAAAAUUUUCCGACGUUAUUCCUUCCGUCGCCGUGAUCGAUACGCCUCUAUCCAAAAGCAUCGCCCUCCUUCGACCGGGUCUCAUACUGGGACUCCUCGCCCUACGUUUCAAUUCUCUCGUCGCUGAUCCCGUGCCGACUCUCCAGCUUGCGCUCCCUGCUGUCGCCUUGGUCCAGACUGUAUAUGCGAUUAUUUGUCUUCCCGUUGCUGGCUCUCAAUCCGCCAAGGUUGUGAGGAAGCCUCGUCCCGGGGAGAAGAAGAAGGCUGACAUAAAUGGACCAAACACCAUCUCGACAGCUAUCCUCGCUUUACUCCUAAGCGCAAUCGCCACCCCGGCUGUGUACAUUCUCUUUGUUCUAUUUGGCGCUCCUUUUCUCGAUCACGUCGAACACACGCUUCUCUGCUCUGCACACUUCUCGUUGCUCGCUCUCUUCCCUAUAUUCUACUCGAGGGGUGUAAAGGCCGAAACCCUUGUCGCGGUGGCCGGUGCUUCAGCGCCUCUGGACGAAACAUUUGGAGGACUGGUUGGUGCUGCAGCUGGGGCAUGGCUUGGAGCAGUUCCCAUUCCACUGGACUGGGAUAGAGAGUGGCAGAAAUGGCCAGUCACGAUUGUGGUCGGCAUGUUUGCAGGCUCAUUGCUGUGCAGCUCGGUGUCGGGGACGUUGCUCUUUGGCAAACGGUUGAGCAGCAAUGAAGAAAAGAACGAGUAA